This is a messenger RNA of Drosophila busckii, 2638 nucleotides long. RefSeq names its product acetyl-coenzyme A synthetase (gene AcCoAS). The record is from RefSeq and is a predicted model, not a curated record. Bases 231 to 2243 code for a protein of 670 amino acids. The transcript is spliced from 5 exons. Lineage: Eukaryota; Metazoa; Arthropoda; Insecta; Diptera; Drosophilidae. Gene Ontology annotation, molecular function: AMP binding; acetyl-CoA synthetase activity.
CUCGGUGUUUGGCAAAAAGCUUCAGUGCUCAAAUGAAACUCAAAUCGUGAGGUACACGUAAAUUCGUGCGCUGCGUCAAGUGAAAGAACAAACAAAUCCAAGCACACUCUCGCAUACAAAAACCACUAACUGCAAUAUAAGCUAUAUAGAGAAUAAAUAAAGGACAAUUGUUGAGGCAAGAGUAAAGACAAGUGAAAUCAAGAACAAAAACAUAGAAGGCCGGACCAAAAAUGCCAGCGGAAAAAUCAAUAUACAAUCCAAAUCCGGCAAUCAGCCGUAACGCGUACAUAUCCAGCUUCGAGGAGUACACGAAGUUCUAUCAAGAGUCCUUAGACAAUCCUGCCGAGUUUUGGAAAAAGAUAGCCAAGCAGUUCCACUGGGAAACACCUGCUGAUGCCUCCAAGUUUAUGCAAUACAACUUUAACAUCUCCAAGGGACCUAUCUCAAUCAAAUGGAUGGAGGGCGCCUCAACCAACAUUUGCUACAAUCUAUUGGAUCGCAAUGUGCGCAACGGCCUGGGUGAUCAAAUUGCCUAUUACUGGGAGGGCAACCACCCCGACGAUUACUCACGUGGUCUCACCUAUCGCAAGCUGCUGGAGGAGGUCUGCCGCUUCGCCAACGUGCUAAAGGAUCAUGGCGUGCAGAAGGGCGAUCGCGUGGCCAUCUAUAUGCCCAUGAUCUUGGAGCUGCCCAUUGCCAUGCUGGCCUGCGCACGCAUUGGCGCCGUGCACUCGAUUGUGUUUGCGGGCUUCUCACCGGAUUCGCUGGCGGAGCGCAUGUACGAUUGCAAGGCCAAGCUGUUGAUCACGGCUGAUGGCGCCUGGCGUGGCGAGAAGCCGCUGUAUCUGAAGGCGCUGUGCGACACAGCUUUGGAGAAGGUGGAGGAGAUGGGUCAUGCAGUGGAGAAGUGCAUUGUGGUGUCGCAUUUGAAGCGCGUAACGCCUUGCCAGGAGAACCAUGUGGAGCAGGAUAUACCCUGGACCGAUGAUCGCGACUACUGGUGGCAUGAGGAGAUGGAGGACAAGGAGCCAGCCUGCUAUCCCGAAUGGAUGGAUGCUGAGGAUCCGUUAUUUAUGCUCUAUACCAGCGGCUCCACUGGCAAACCCAAAGGUGUGCUACACACCACCGCUGGCUAUCUGCUCUAUGCGGCCACGACAUUCAAGAUUGUGUUUGAUUACAAGCCCGGCGAUAUUUAUUGGUGUACCGCCGAUGUGGGCUGGAUUACUGGCCACACCUAUGUGGUCUAUGGUCCACUGGCCAAUGGCGCAACUUCAGUUAUUUUCGAGGGCACUCCCUUCUUUCCUGAGAACGAUCGCUACUGGAGCGUCAUUGACAAGUACAAGGUGACGCAGUUCUAUACGGCGCCCACAGCUAUACGUGCGCUCAUGAAAUUCGGAGAAGCACCUGUGCUCAAGCACAAUCUGAGUGGACUCAAAGUGCUGGGCAGCGUUGGUGAGCCUAUCAAUCCCGAGGCUUGGCUUUGGUACUAUCGCUAUAUAGGCAAGGAGCAGUGCUCCAUCGUGGACACCUUCUGGCAGACAGAAACUGGCGGUCACGUUAUAACGCCCCUACCCGGUGCCACGCCCAUGAAACCAGGCUCAGCCUCGUUUCCCUUCUUUGGCGUCAAACCCAUUUUGCUGGACGAGUGCGGCAUUGAGAUCAAGGGUGAAGGUGAGGGCUACUUGGUAUUUUCGCAGCCCUGGCCAGGCAUGAUGCGCACGCUUUACAACAAUCACGAGCGCUUCGAGGAUACAUACUUCUCCAAGUUUCCUGGCUUCUACUGCACCGGAGAUGGCGCUCGUCGCGAUGCUGACGGCUACUUGUGGAUCACUGGCCGCGUUGAUGAUAUGUUGAAUGUUUCGGGCCAUCUCAUGUCCACAGCCGAGGUGGAAUCUGUGCUCACAGAGCAUCCACGUGUAGCCGAAUCGGCUGUGGUCUCGCGUCCACACCCGGUCAAGGGCGAGUGCCUCUACUGCUUCAUUACGCCCAAUGAGAACGAGCCGUUUGAUCAAAAGCUCAUUGCCGAUCUGAAGAAGAUGGUGCGUGAGCGCAUUGGCCCCUUUGCCAUGCCCGAUGUUAUACAGAAUGCGCCCGGAUUGCCCAAAACGCGUUCGGGCAAGAUAAUGCGUCGCGUGCUGCGCAAGAUUGCAGUCAACGAUCGCAAUGUGGGCGACAUCUCAACGCUGGCCGAUGAGAACAUUGUGGAGCAACUGUUUGCCAAUCGUCCUGUAGAGGCCAAGUAGAGCGAUUACCAUGCACACUUGCUUUCUAGCUACUCUAGAGUUUCGCGCUAGCUCAACCUUAACUGCGUAUUUAUAUUAUACGUGCAUCUUGUAAAUCUCCCCCUACACUUUACUAUACUAACUUAAUGUUUAACGCUAACUUGUUGGACCCCAGUGCGGGCUCACAUAUUCCAAUUAGUUCUUAAAGCAGUUGCCUGCGUGUGUGUGUGACCAAGUGUUAUAUUGAUUGAUUCUUUAGCGUAUAUACUAUAUGUCCUAACAUUAGCACGCAUAUAUAGUUUGAUUGCAGUUCAUUUGUUUCUUUGUUGUAGUCUUAGCUUAAGUUUUUGCUAGAUUCGUUGUGAUACAAAUUUAAUUAUAUUAAUUAUUGUAUGUAUUUUUAGUAGCAUUGAUAU